AACGUCAUCAGGCGCAGACCCGGCAGUGCGCUCACACUCACCUACACAUUCAGUAAAAACUUAUAUCCGCAGACCAGUGGCCUUCCUUUGUCAUGGCUGAGCAGAGUGUGGUGGAGAAAAUGAGCGAACUGCAAGUGCAAGAAGGGAAAAAGGGGGGAGCCGAAAGUGGGAAAGAUGGAGGAAAGAAGAAGGCUAAAGGUGCUGCAGCAGACUCUGGGGGCAGAGCCGAGCUCUCCCAGCCGCCUCAGUACAUCGAAGACCGCCUUUCUUUGUACACAAAGCUGAAAGCUGAGCAUGAUGCCUUGAUGGCUGAGAGGGCUAAGAAGGACAGCAAGCCCAUCAAGGUGACCCUGCCUGAUGGGAAGGUGGUGGAGGCUGAGUCAUGGAAGACCACACCGUACCAGGUGGCCUGUGGAAUCAGUCAAGGUCUUGCUGACAACACAGUGAUUGCUAAAGUGAACAACUGUGUGUGGGACCUGGACAGACCUCUGGAGGAUGACUGUAGCCUACAGCUGCUCAAGUUUGAUGAUGAAGAGGCUCAGGCUGUGUACUGGCACUCCAGCGCCCACAUCAUGGGUGAAGCCAUGGAGCUGGUGUACGGCGGCUGCCUCUGCUACGGUCCUCCCAUCGACAGCGGCUUCUACUAUGACAUGUUCCUGGAUAACAAUGAGGGUGUAUCGAGCAACGACUUUCCAUGUCUGGAGAACUUGUGCAAAAAAAUCAUAAAGGAGAAGCAACCAUUUGAGAGGCUGGAAAUAAAGAAGGAAACUCUCCUGGAAAUGUUCAAGUACAACAAGUUCAAGUGCCGUAUCCUGAAUGAGAAAGUCACCACUCCCACUACUACAGUUUACAGGUGUGGCCCCUUAAUUGACUUGUGUCGAGGGCCCCAUGUGAGACACACCGGGAAGAUCAAGGCCAUGAAGAUUCAUAAGAAUUCGUCCACAUACUGGGAGGGAAAGGCCGACAUGGAAACCCUCCAGAGAAUCUAUGGAAUCUCCUUCCCUGACCCCAAAAUGCUCAAGGAGUGGGAGAAGUUCCAGGAGGAGGCCAGGAACCGAGAUCACCGCAAGCUGGGACGGGAGCAGGACCUGUUCUUCUUCCAUGACCUGAGCCCAGGGAGCUGCUUUUUCUUGCCGAAGGGGGCCUUUAUCUACAACACCCUGGUGCAGUUCAUCAGAAGUGAGUACAGGAAGAGGGGUUUCCAGGAGGUGGUCACGCCCAACAUCUACAACAGCAAGCUGUGGCAGACCUCUGGCCACUGGCAGCACUACAGUGAGAACAUGUUCUCCUUCGAGGUCGAGAAGGAGACCUUCGCCCUCAAACCCAUGAACUGCCCAGGACACUGCCUGAUGUUCGAUCACCGUCCACGCUCCUGGAGAGAGCUGCCCCUUCGCAUGGCCGACUUUGGUGUCCUGCACAGGAACGAGCUGUCGGGAGCCCUGACUGGCCUCACCCGUGUUCGCCGCUUCCAGCAAGAUGACGCUCACAUCUUCUGCUCCAUGGACCAGAUUGAAGGUGAGAUCAAGGGCUGCCUGGACUUCCUGCGGACUGUGUACGAUGUGUUCGGCUUCACUUUCAAACUGAACCUGUCCACACGACCAGAGAAGUUCCUUGGAGACCCUGCAGUCUGGGACCAGGCAGAGAAGCAACUGGAGAACAGCUUGAACGAGUUUGGGGAGAAAUGGGUUCUCAACCCAGGUGACGGAGCCUUCUAUGGACCAAAGAUCGAUAUUCAAAUCAAAGAUGCCAUUGGGCGAUACCACCAGUGUGCCACAAUUCAGCUCGAUUUCCAGCUGCCGAUCCGUUUCGAUCUCACUUUUGUCAGCCAUGACGGUGAUGACAAGAAGAGGCCGGUAAUCAUCCACAGAGCCAUCCUUGGAUCAGUAGAGAGAAUGAUCGCCAUCCUGACUGAAAACUACGGGGGCAAAUGGCCUCUCUGGCUCUCUCCACGUCAAGUGAUGGUUGUACCCGUGGGACCAACCUGCGAUGACUACGCCCAGAAGGUCCAACAGGAAUUCCACAACAACGGGUUUAUGACUGAUGUGGAUGUGGACCCCGGCUGCACUCUAAACAAAAAGAUCAGGAAUGCACAGUUGGCCCAGUACAACUUCAUCCUGGUGGUGGGCGAGAAGGAGAAGACGAGUGACACUGUGAACGUGCGCACCCGGGACAACAAAGUCCACGGCGAGUGCAGCGUGAAGGACUGCAUCGAGCGUCUGCAACAGCUCAAGUCCUGCAGGAGUCGGAACGCCGAAGAGGAAUUCUGAGCCUUCCCAAACUCUCGCUGCUGUGACCUCGCAUUUUUUCUCACCAGCAGCAAGUUUUUGGUAACACUUGAACCAAACCACUCGGUUGAAGAAAGUUUUUGGCAGGGGAUAAAACAACAACAUUAUGGCCUAAUUUCUUUUUAUUUUACAAAAACAAUCAAAUUUUCCAUAUUAUACAGUUAGGAAAUCCAGUCUUUUUGUGUUUUCUAGUGUCUUCCGUUGUCCUUUGCUGUAUCAGUAUGGGAUUUAUUCGGUCAAGUCAUUUGUACUAUUAGAUGCCAUGCGCUCCAUGAUAUUUACUGUAAUCAACCUUUUCCUUUUCUGCUUCUAAAAAAAAAAUACAGCUGGCACUAUUAUGUAAUCUGGCCUUUGGGAACCUUUACAGAGCUACCUCUGUAUAAUUAAGUGAACUGUACCAAAUAAUUUAACUCUUCAUGUAACAGUUUCCAUAAAUCACGAACAGGAAGGGAAAGGAUUGUGAUGUCGACUCUUUGACUGUUUCUAUCUGUCAUUCAUCUCUAUUCAGGGGAUUGUACAUGAGUUACAAUUUUGAUAAUUAAACAGUUCUAUUCUUGA
Messenger RNA from Myripristis murdjan (pinecone soldierfish), 2843 nucleotides. RefSeq names its product threonyl-tRNA synthetase 1 (gene tars1). Gene Ontology annotation, cellular component: cytoplasm; mitochondrion. Gene Ontology annotation, molecular function: threonine-tRNA ligase activity; ATP binding. NCBI's taxonomy places the organism in Eukaryota, Metazoa, Chordata, Actinopteri, Holocentriformes, Holocentridae. Gene Ontology annotation, biological process: threonyl-tRNA aminoacylation. The record is from RefSeq and is a predicted model, not a curated record. The transcript is spliced from 19 exons. Bases 93 to 2267 code for a protein of 724 amino acids.